This is a messenger RNA of Cololabis saira (Pacific saury), 4405 nucleotides long. RefSeq names its product phospholipid phosphatase related 3a (gene plppr3a). The transcript has 9 exons. Bases 504 to 3218 code for a protein of 904 amino acids. Gene Ontology annotation, biological process: signal transduction; phospholipid metabolic process; phospholipid dephosphorylation. NCBI's taxonomy places the organism in Eukaryota, Metazoa, Chordata, Actinopteri, Beloniformes, Belonidae. The record is from RefSeq and is a predicted model, not a curated record. Gene Ontology annotation, molecular function: phosphatidate phosphatase activity.
UAUACCCAAAAACCAAUGUGACGGAUGCCGCACGUAUAGAAACUGCUUUUAACACACAGUUUCUGUUUAUAUGUGAUCGGCUGGAUGCUUUUGUUGGGAAUAAACAACCUGCAGGUGCCUAUACUGAGAGGGGGACCCGCACGUGAAUCUAAUGUGAAGCCAGGACGCAGAAAGGAGCGGAGCGCGCAACCAGCAAGUGCGGUAAAUUGGACUUUUCCACCACCACCACCAACCCUCUCGUGGCUCCUUUCUUUGGCCAUCCCUGCUCCCUCUGAGGAAAUCUCUCCCCCCCCAUCCCCACUCACUCCCAUCACUCCCUCUCCCACCCGCCAGUCUCCUCCCGUGAUCCCGGAGCGCCGGUACUCCGCACCAGAGCGCGCCGGAACCCCCGGAGAGGGGUUGGAUAUUUUGGGAAGGGAAGGUGGAGAUGGAUUAGAAAAGACAUCGCAAAACUGGAGCAGCACGCGCGAGCACGCCGGGGGGGAAGGGGUCGUCGGGACUCGAUGAAUUCACGGAGCCCCCGGGACAGAGGAUGUGAAUGGGUCCACCCCAAGAUGAUGUCCCCCAAAAGCAAAGCCAAGAAGAAACCACCCAAGGACAGCAUGACACUGCUACCAUGCUUUUAUUUUGUGGAGCUCCCCAUCGUCCUCUCCUCCUUGGUGUCCCUGUACUUCCUGGAGCUGACGGAUGUCUUGUCCCCGGCAAUGGUGGGCUUCCGUUGCCAUGACCGCGACCUCUCCAUGCCCUACGUAGAGACGGGCGAUGAGCUCAUCCCUCUAUUGAUGUUGCUGAGUUUGGCCUUCGCUGGUCCGGCAGCUUCCAUCAUGUUGGGGGAAGGCCUGAUGUACUGCAUGCAGUCCAAACUGAGGACUUGUCCCAAGUCGGAGGGCAGCAUAAACGCCGGAGGCUGCAGCUUCAACUCCUUCCUACGGAGAACCGUGCGCUUUGUAGGUGUUCAUGUGUUCGGUCUCCUGGCAACGGCCCUGGUGACAGAUGUCAUCCAGUUGGCCACCGGUUACCACGCCCCUUUCUUCCUCACCGUGUGCCAACCCAAUUACACGGCCCCGGGGGUGUCGUGUGACAACAACGCGUACAUCACACAGGACAUCUGCAUGGGAAAAGACCAAUACGCUAUCAUGUCAGCUCGGAAAACAUUUCCAUCCCAGCAUGCAACGCUGUCUGGCUUCGCGGCUGUAUAUAUCUCUAUGUACUUCAACGCCAGCAUCAACAGCACCACGAAGCUGCUGAAGCCGCUGCUGGUCUUCUCCUUCUGCAUGGCGGCGGGCCUCGCCGGCCUGACGCAGAUCACGCAACACCGCAGCCACCCCAUAGACGUCUACGUGGGGUACCUGGUGGGGGCCGGCAUCGGAGUCUACCUGGCUGUGUACGCGGUGGGGAACUUCAAAGCAUCAGAGGAGGACGCUCCAUCCUUGCAGAGACUGGGCUCGGUCCAGCAGGAGGGCCUGAGGGUGUUGAGCCAGCGCAGCCACGACUCCCUGUACAGGAAGACUCCCAGGGUGUCUGAGAGCAGGGAAGAGCUGGGGGCCGGCCUGGGGGUCGGCGUGCGCAGCAAAGUGAGGAGGGAAAAGGCCUCCCUGGCCUCCCUGAAGCGGGCCAGUGCUGAUGUGGAGCUCCUGGCAACCCGCAACCCCAUGGGCAAGGAGACCAUGGUAACCUUCAGCAACACUUUGCCCCGAGUCGCCAACGGCAACAGCCCCAUCUCCCCCUCCGAGGAGCCGAUCCCCACGCAGCGUCACAUGACGUUCCACGUGCCCUUUGACCCCCAGAGGUCUCGGCAGCUGGUGUCAGAGUGGAAGCAGCGCUCGCUGGAGCUCCGCAGCCAGAGCUCGCGAGAUGAAGACGAGGGAGCGGACGACAAAGACGGAGGAGGUGAAGCGGGAGAAGGAGAAAACCACGGGAUGCCGCCGUCUCUUUAUCCCACGGUGCAGGCCAACAGCAGCAUGGCCACGCCGGCUGCAGCCAGGAUGGUGGUGUCACCCCCACUUGUUCACAUCCCCGAGGAGGCCUCGCGGCCACCGCCCGUUUCCCCCAAGAGUGCCAAGACCCGUGCCAAAUGGCUGUCACUCACAGAGGGAGGAGGGGGGAAAGAGCCUGGACCAGGUCCAAUCGCGGUGUCCACCCCCAGAGUGCCCAACACGCAGCCCAGCCAGCUUCCCAGCCAGCAAAGAGUCACUCAGGUCAUAGCGAUGUCAAAGCAGCAGGGUCACGGCCCGGUCUCCUCGUCCACAAAGACGUCAGAAGGCGGCUCCUCCUCCGGCGGCGGCUCCAACUGCUCCGAGUCACCGUAUUACCGCAUCCCAUCUGAUCGAGACAGCUGCACUGGAAGCAACCCGGGGAGCAUCGCCGGCAGCGGGAGCAUCGUCACCAUCGAUGCUCACGCCCCCCACCAUCCGGUGGUGCGCGUUUCUGCCAGUAACGGCAAGCCGUGGGAGUGGAGGAACACCAUCGGCGGGAACAUGAUGAGUGGCGAGGCGGCGGACAAGCACCGCGCCAUGCUGCAGCGGCAGGACAAUGUCAGCCACUACCGGGAUUACCGGACACUCCCCGUCAAAACAGACUCGCUGUGCUCGUCCACGACCAGCGGCGGCAGCACCGAGGGAGGGGCGGAGCUGCCUCCCCCACCUCUUCCCACCGCCUCCUCCCCUCUGCCUCCUCCACCUCAGCUGUCAUCGUCCCCUCUUCCACCACCACCACCCCCCCAGACCUCUUCGUCCCCCUUGCCUCCCCUUCCCAGCUCCUCUCCGUUGCCUCCCCCUCCCCCUCAUUCUGCCUCCUCUCAUUUGCCGCCACCCCCGCACCCAUCAUCUCAGAUUUCUCCACCUCCUUUCCCAUCAUCUUCCCAUAUGCCCCCACCUCCUCACUCAUCUUCCUCCCAGAUGCCACUGCCUCCUCACCCAUCGUCCACCCAAAAGCUACCCCCUCCUCACCCAUCAUCCACUCAAAUGCCCCCACCCCCUCACCCAUGCUCGUCCCCGUUGCCACCUCCUCCUCCUCAUGCCUGCUCGCCCAUGCCUCCACCUCCUCACCCGUCCUGCUCCAGCAUGCUCCCCCCUCCUCCCCACCCCGACCUGCUGAUAGACCACGGCCAGGCUCUGUCUCGUUCCUCCACCCUGCCUCGCCGGCCCUCCGUCUCGGCCCACAGCCAUGCCGAGCAGGAGCACUACUACAAGGCCAUGCAGAACGAGCGGAUGUUAUAGUGAACAUGAAAGACAGCAGACGUCGCUGUAACGUCCCAGAUUGUACUUAAAAGGACUUUGUUGAAGCAGGCGGUUCAAAAAAAAAAACAAGGCUGUGACAAGUAAAGAGAAAUUUAUGACUUCUGAAAGAUGACAGAAAGGUUUAGAGGUCUGUGGGGAAAGUCUGCAAGCUUGUACAAGCUCAGCGGGGGAUCUGUUUUUAUGGAGGUUUUUUUUCCCCCCUUGCUCAUACAUACUGCCACUGGACCGGCCGUGACUGGAGAGAGUAUUGACGAGAAAAAAAAGGUGGAAUGAAACGGAGCCUGGUGCAAAAAUAAACCCCGUGCUCACCUCUCGUUUCAGCAUCUUCUCAGUUUCCCGAGGCACGCUCAAAGAAGGAACUCUGGAGGCUGCAGCUAACAGAGAUGCUGUGUGGUCGGGGAUUUGCUAAAUUGAGUUUCCCCUCAAGAGAGGGGAUAAGACUGUGAAAACAACUACAGGCAAUCUAGCUCAUCUACAACCCGUGCAGCUGUUUGAGGAUACCAGACUUCACACACUGAGAAUAUCUUCUUAUAUCUGGCUCAAACAAGUUUAAGGUUCUUAUCUACAACUCGCACAAGUAUGACAGCCUUUAACUCAUCUAAAUAAACUAAACCACAUGGGUCAUUUUUAUUCCUGAUGCCAAUCAAAUGCGUCCAUGUCCACCAGACAUCACUUGCUCAAGAAGUCUUUGUGACCGUGCGGCGAGUAGGGGGAAGGGUGGGCGCGAAGGAGGACCAUGCACAGUUGAGUGCCCCUGUACAGACGUCCCUUAAUGGUGUACUGUUGUAAACGUAAGAGGCAAAGAAUUGUGAAGGAAAGUAUUGCUGACAUUAAAAGGGUGGCCGCGCAGCACAGUGAGCCCGGCAGACGGUCGGUCUUUGCUCGUGGAGCAGAACUUGGAGCUGCGCUGAGGAGAUUAGCAUUUCUUCAUGAAACCAUGCUCACACAUUCUUCCCACUUGCCCUCUCUGGCAAAUCACAAUAGUGGUGGGAACAUUAAUGGGAAACUACCCAGCCAGUGGUGAAACAUGACAUAAUCUCCAGUAUGUUGGCUUAAAAAGCUGCAGGUUGGUCGCAGCUAACUGGCUUCGUAGAUUGGUAAAGGGACAUUUUUAGGUUGUAAAAAAAAACAAAAAACUUUCUUUGAUAUCCAUCCAUGCUUUUAAA